Molecule: messenger RNA, 1566 nt
Organism: Caenorhabditis briggsae
Lineage: Eukaryota; Metazoa; Nematoda; Chromadorea; Rhabditida; Rhabditidae
Gene: Cbr-fzy-1
Product: Protein CBR-FZY-1
Exons: 8
Coding region: 1-1566 (521 amino acids)
Biological process (GO): anaphase-promoting complex-dependent catabolic process; positive regulation of ubiquitin protein ligase activity; positive regulation of anaphase-promoting complex-dependent catabolic process
Cellular component (GO): anaphase-promoting complex
Molecular function (GO): anaphase-promoting complex binding; protein binding; ubiquitin ligase activator activity
Source: RefSeq, a predicted model, not a curated record
AUGAACAAUAGGGGGAGAACGCCAGGAAGCUCCGGAAGAACGGUCAGGCCGUCCGUACAGCAAAACGGAUUGACCAUGCGAAAACGCGAUAUGACUCCAACCCGUAACACAAAUCUCGUCCCAAAUGCAUCAUUCAUUGGAGAUCGGUUCCUCGGAGUUCGUCUCGACCAAGACGAGUUAGAUCAUGCAAAUCAUCUGAUGACUAGUAAACUUUACAACAAAGAAAACCUGAAUAAUUCCAUAUCAGAACCUAACAGUCCGGAGAAGAAAAAUGUUGAAAGCGAAGCUCUGAAACAAAUGAUGCGCCACAAGUCUGCUGGAGCCCUCACCGACGCUGACGAUGGAGAUCGGAUUUUGUGUUACAAGAAAAAUCUUGCGCCUCCACCUGCCAUCGGAUACAUUAACCAGGCAAAAGUCCUGUACAGCACCAACAGCGUGAUCAAUCCUGCAUCAUCAGUCAAGAAGUCGACUCGCCAUGUGAAAGAGAGUGCCUCGAAAGUUCUCGAUGGUCCUGGCCUCACAAAGGAUCUCUACUCCCGACAUCUCGAUUGGGGUUGUCACAACUGGGUGGCUGUCGCACUUGGUCACGAGUUGUAUCUCUGGAAUACGGAAACAUGUGUCAUCAAGAACUUUUUCGAAGACAAUGCUCCGACAAGCGAAGGAAUGAUCACUUCCGUCCGAUGGAGCCAAGAAGGACGUUACAUCUCGUUGGGAUAUGCCUCCGGAGCUGUCAAAGUAAUUUUCAUUCUACUAUUCAUAUAUACACUAUUUGCUUUGAAGAUCUACGAUCCUAAUCGUCCAAAGACAACUGAAUACGUGAGAGAGUUAAGAACUCUUCGAGUCGGAGGAGCAUCUAGAUGUGCGUCAAUUGCCUGGAAGAAGCAAGGAGUGAUGACAUGCGGCUACAAAUCAGGAGAUAUUGUUAAUCAUGAUGUUCGUGUUGCCCAGCAUGUCGUAAGCUCGUGGGGAGGAGACAAUGGUCAUUCCCGCGACAUCACUGCUCUGGAAUGGUCAAGCGACGAGAACAUGUGUGUCAGUGCAUCCUCAGACCGAACAGCCAAAGUCUGGGAUGGUCGCCAUACGAGAGGAGAUGGUGUUGUUCAAGAUCCUGAACCUCUAUUCACCAUCGAUGAGCACACUGGACAAGUCCGAACAGCUCAAUUCUGCAGUUUCCGAGAUGGAAUCCUUGCCACGGCAGGAGGAAUCAACGACGGAACGGUUCGACUCUGGGACGUGAAAAGGCAAUGCCAGAAAAUACGAGAACUCAAUGUGUGCGAAACUGGCGGAGUUGGAGGAAUCGUCUUCAAUCGCCCCUACUCUGAGAUGCUUACAGCAUCUGACGAUGGUUUCCUGCGAAUCUUCAGAUUCAAUGCCAACUACAAACUUUCGCACGAAAUUCAAACAUCAAACGAGCCGAUCAUGGAUCUGGUUGGAUCACCAUACGACGAAGUUCUCAUCGGAGAUAUGGAAGAGACGUUGAAGGUUUUCCAACUGUUCACCGUCGAUAAGAGCACUAACAUUUUGGACAGAACAGCACCGAAAAACGUCGGUCUCAAUGUUCGAUAA